UUGCUGCCAAGUUAUCAGUUACUUCUUAUGUUCUUAAGAAUACUUCAUGUCUUUGUUUAGCCAGUUUUACCUCCCAGAUUCUCGUAAAGCACAUGGUGCAACCUGUUACCUAAUGGACCAGCGUCACUUAGCUCCUCUUACCUUCUAAGGGAAACACUGACCUGGGAUUAAAGUGCACCAAGCCGUAUACAGUGGCCUGAGCCAUCCCAAGGAGUCCGGAGCCUCUAACUGGGGACCUUCCACACCCUCUUCAAGUGACUUACAGCAGCACCAACAGUCACGAUGAAAGUUCUAAUCUCUUCUGUCCUUCUGUUGUUGCUGCUACUGCUGAUGUCCAUCGUCUCUAGCAACCCAAGUCCAGGGGUCGCCACAGGCCAGAGGGACCGACGCCAGGCUUCUGGGAGGUGGAUCCAGGAAGGUGGCCAAGAAUGCGAGUGCAAAGACUGGUUCCAGAGAGCUCCGACGAGAAAACUCAUGGCAGUGCUCAGGCUGCCAAAGAAGCAGUGUCCCUGUGAUCAUUUCAAGGGCAAUGUGAAGAAAACCAGACACCGCAGGCACCACCGGAAGUCAAACAAGCACGUCAGAGCCUGCCGGGAAUUUAUCAAACGUUGUCAGCUAGCAAGCUUUGCUCUGCCUCUAUAGGAGCUCUGAGGGCUCCCUCUCCCAGUGAAACAUUCUCAGUCAAGAAGGAGUCAGCACACCUAGAGAAUGUCCUCCCACCUCAAGCCCCUUCUCCCUGUCCCCACUUCCUAAAUCAUUCCAGUGAUCUCAAAAAGCAAGUUUUCCAAGAUUAUUUUGAUGAUUGCUCCCUCUAGUGCUUUCCCUUGUCAGCCUUUUCCCAUGCCUUCUCAUUCAUUGAAUCCAGGCUUCAUUGAAUCUUAAUUACCUGAAAGAAACCAGGAAGCCCCAGCUUCCUAGCUGGUUCCACCUGACCUUAAAUACAACCAGGCAAGUAGCAGGAAGAAGUCAGUAAAUAUAAUUAAAUAUAACAGGUCAAAAUAAUUUUUUUCAAAUGGGGUCUGGCAACUCACAUUCAAGACAGAUGACCCAUUCUAGCCUGUUCACUCCAAACUCAACCCAGAUUCUACAUCUACACAUACUUCUUCCCACCAUCUGUCCCUCCCUCCCUCUCUCUUACUCUCUCCUGCCCAACUUUUUAUUCUUUUACUCUUUCAACAAACCCUUUCUGAGGUAAGACCCAAAUGGGGAAACUAAAGCAGGUAUGGCAAUGAACUAGACAUGGUCUUGUUAAACAUAAUAUAGGUUUAAAAAAAUGGUCAUUUCCUAGCAUGUAGAACACCUUUAGGAUUCAUGAUUGUUAUCAUCAUCAAGGGUCAUUGUCCUCUGUGUUUCCAAACUAGUACAGAAGACACGGUAUAUGCAGAACCAUAGGUCCAGGGCAAGAGAGAUGAUAUAGAAGAUCUCAAAUGCCAUUGAAAAGGGCUUCAAGCUGUAACAAAAUGGAAGUGAAAUUAUAAAGCAAUAAUAUAAGGUAAUUAAACCGGCAACCAUUUGAAAAAAUGAAUAAAGAGGAAAAGACUAUUACAACAGUA
Messenger RNA from Phyllostomus hastatus (greater spear-nosed bat), 1553 nucleotides. RefSeq names its product C-X-C motif chemokine ligand 17 (gene CXCL17). The record is from RefSeq and is a predicted model, not a curated record. The transcript has 4 exons. Lineage: Eukaryota; Metazoa; Chordata; Mammalia; Chiroptera; Phyllostomidae. Bases 283 to 642 code for a protein of 119 amino acids. Gene Ontology annotation, biological process: macrophage chemotaxis; positive regulation of vascular endothelial growth factor production; positive regulation of monocyte chemotaxis.